This is a messenger RNA of Trichophyton verrucosum HKI 0517, 528 nucleotides long. Its product is annotated as acetyltransferase, GNAT family, putative. The record is from RefSeq and is a predicted model, not a curated record. Gene Ontology annotation, molecular function: acyltransferase activity, transferring groups other than amino-acyl groups. Bases 1 to 528 code for a protein of 175 amino acids. The transcript has 2 exons. Lineage: Eukaryota; Fungi; Ascomycota; Eurotiomycetes; Onygenales; Arthrodermataceae.
AUGGACUCCUUUACUUUCUCUAUGCAGCCGCCAGCACAGGGAAUAACCGGGCUCAACUCCAAUAAACAGCCACAAUAUCCCAUCUUUAAUGACGGCCUACAAGUACGCAUGACUGUGUUCGUCGAUGAGCAGAACUGUGACCCGGAGAACGAGGUCGACGCCGACGACGAUCGAAGCUGGCAUUGGCUUGUAUAUGCUGGUGACGUUGAUGGCGGCUGCAAGGCUGUAGGCGUGGUUCGCCUUGUCCCGCCACCGCAUGGAGGGCAUCAGCACCAACAUGAGAGCGGAAAGCCGUUUGUCAAGAUUGGUCGACUGGCCGUUCUGCCUACUUAUCGAGGGAAAGGGCUUGCUCGAAGAUUAGUCGAGAUGGCGCUGGAAUGGGCGGCUGAGCAUAAGUUGGACGUGGGCGGUGGAUGGGAGGGCUUGGUUUUGAUACAUGCCCAGACGGAUGUGGAGGCAAUACAAACAGAAGAAAGGAAAAAUAAGAAGAUAAAGAAGAAGGAAGAAGGAAGAAGGAAGAAGAAAUAG